UUUUAUAUCUUACCACCAACAACUAAAGAUAGAAAGAACAUAUAUAAAGAGAUAUUAACGCUUGAAAAAUGGAGGCUCUUAGAUUCGCCGUCGCCGUCGUUCUUGUAUUUUGCGCCGUUACGUCGUCUAAUGCACAGACUACACCACCGAGCGGCGGUGCAGGAGGAGACGCACACUCACUGCCGUGUAUUCAGAAACUGAUGCCGUGUCAGCCGUAUCUUCACUUGGCGACUCCGCCGCCGGCGUCGUGUUGCAUGCCGUUGAAUGAGAUCGUGGCUAAAGACGCGACGUGUCUCUGCGCCGUCUUCAACAACGUCGAUAUGCUCAAAUCGCUUAACCUCACUAAAGAAAACGCUCUCGAUCUCCCCAAAGCUUGUGGCGCCAAAGCUGACGUGUCACUAUGCAAAACCAGCGCCGGAACUAAUUCAUCUUCAACACCGCCGGCAACCCCGAAAACUCCUCCAGCAUCUUCCACCAGUACCGGAACAGGAAGCGGUUCAACCGGAGAUGCAGCUUCUUCGACGGCCAAACCAACAAGCUCAGCUCCGGCCAUCAACUUCGGUGGACUUAGCUUUGCAUCGGCUGUCGUGGCAACACUCUUCUUCUGAUCUACUAUAUUUAUUUUACGUACGUCUUUAUCGGCUAGGUUUUCAUUUGUUGGAAAUUAAUCAGACGAUGUUCGGUAACGUUCUUAUUUCAACUAAAGGUUAUAACUGAUG
Molecule: messenger RNA, 719 nt
Organism: Arabidopsis arenosa
Lineage: Eukaryota; Viridiplantae; Streptophyta; Magnoliopsida; Brassicales; Brassicaceae
Source: the annotation of a GenBank genome assembly